Messenger RNA from Megalopta genalis, 3015 nucleotides. RefSeq lists its product as uncharacterized. Gene Ontology annotation, biological process: positive regulation of actin filament bundle assembly. The record is from RefSeq and is a predicted model, not a curated record. Lineage: Eukaryota; Metazoa; Arthropoda; Insecta; Hymenoptera; Halictidae. Gene Ontology annotation, cellular component: Z disc; actin cytoskeleton; nucleus. Gene Ontology annotation, molecular function: actin binding.
GGUGCUUGCGUGUUUGUCGAGUUGAUCCUCGGGGGAGAGGGCGAGCUUUUCCGAGGUCUCUCCUUUGUCCGUCUCGGUUGCCUGUUGCCGAGGGAAUCUUUGACCCCGGUUAUGAAUGAACCACUGCCAGGCUGGUAGCCGACUGGUAGCCACUUUGUGCGGUGCUCCCGACGGAGUUAGCGUGGCCAAGUGUGUGCCUGGCCGACCACCUCUGUACAUACCUAAUCGACUAUGUUCGCGCGUGCCAGGGAAACAUAUUGUAAGACGCGAAUUUUGUCUCAUGGCGAGGGAGCCUUCGUCGUGAGGAUUCGCACUCCUCCCGUACGGAGCACUUCGUUCUGAGUAUAGUUACGGCCGCGGGUUACGUAAAUUCGUAAAAAAAGAACGCGUCGGCGAGUCUCGAUAGUCGGACAUCAUCAGUAUAAUUCUAAAAGAAUCGGAGAAUAAUUAAAAAUAUAGAAACAGGGUGAAAGAGAGAGAGAGAGAGAGAGGAGAAGAGCAGUGCGUAGAACGUCGAAAUGAGGAAGGCAGCGUUCGAUAAACCUAGCGCGCAAAGGAGCGUUUUGAGCACGGCAUACAAUUCGUACGGUAUCGCGUCGAGAAAUUCGAAGGAUGCCGAGUAUCGGUACAGCAGCGUGAAUUACGGCAACGUGCAGGAGAAGAGCUGUCUGCAACGAAGCAUAUCCGCGGAUAAUGUUGUAAUACGUUCCCGCGGUUUCAAACCCUCCGACAGACACGACCCCGUGAAGAGGAAUUUCCUUGAGCAUCUGACUUCGAAAAUACUGCACUUCGACAUGGAGAGCAACAGCAGCACUCCGGUGAACUUGCAGAAACUGCUCACCCCCGCCUCUGACACGGAGGGAAUCAUGCAAUCGAAGAACAGGAAAAUGUUCGCGUCCUCGUACUUUUACGCACCGACGCAUCCGACUGUCGAAGACCAGGUGGAGCUUGCGCGACGAAUUUCGCAUUCGCUGAGCGACGUGAAGAACAUGAAGAGCAAGGGUCAAUCGAUGUACGUGAACAGAAAGAAACGAUCCGUGAAAUGGAUCCACGACGGCAACGGCGUAGAGGACAUGGAGGAGCCCUCCACCCCCGCCCACAGGGAGAAGAUCCCAUUGAAAUGCAUGAUGAACCCGCACGGAAAAGUGUUGGACAUACACGGUAUUCAGGCUCUGGGCGAGGAAGUGAACAUCGAACCGAUGCCGAAGAACCCCGAGAAGCUCUUCAACAUUGUUCGUGACCUGAACACGCAAAAAGGCCGCGGUGCCGAGAUAUUCGCGAAACGUAGGAAAAGAUCUGAGAAAUGGGUUGUAGACACAGACCAGCCUCAAACGCCUAACGUGCAGGGAAUGCCAAAAACACCGGUUUAUCCAAGGAAGCAGGAAAUGAACGGCACUUCGAAGUACUCAUCCGCGUCGCCGUUUUCGCCUCACGCAGUCGAGCCUCUCGACGAGAAGCCGUUCUACAACCCCUUCACCGUGGACCUGUCCCUGAGCGACGCGAAUCCACCCACGACAGACAGGAAUCAUUACCGGUGCAACGGCAAAGACUGCAGCCACCUGACCGAGGUGAAAAAGAUCUAUUUGCGCGAGGUGGCGGUCGGCACCGAUAACGAUUUCCCGGAGAACAAGUAUCGAUCGUCCGUCGUCGAAAAGUCCCGGCGAUCGAGCUUCGAUCCGGACGCGGAUCGAUACGUGAAUCACCACGCGAGGAACGGAAACAAUUACGAGACGGUCGCGGCCCAAUUAACCACUAACAAACGCAAUCACAAAUCGGCCGGCACGAUCGGCAGGUCGAGCUACCCUAACAGACAGAGCUUCGCCACUAACAAAGAGAGCAAAAGCUACAUGAAGGAGCAACGCAUGACCGAGUGCAUGAUCAAUGGGAAAGAGAAGAUCGUGAACAGCCAGCGAGAAACGGAGACCAGGAUCGAUAACGAAGGGAACGAGUACACGCCGGUCCCUGUCAGACAACUGAUACAGGAGUUCGAGAAAACCUGCCGACCGGUUCUCCAGUACAAGCAGAUCAGUCCCAAGGUCAUCCCCAUCGUUCAGCAUUGUCCCGUCGAUAACGAUCUAACGCGAUUCUUCGAGACUCGCAGCUCCGUUAAGUACAAUACCGUCGAGGAUCAUAGGAGAAUGAGUGGUCAACAAGCAUACGAGGACGCCAUGAAGAUUCAGGACCCCCGUAACAACGGCUACGUGUCGACCGACGACACGGAGUACACCAGCGAUAACGAUACCGAUUCGCAGAACGAUUACGGCAGCGAGGAGAUCAUUUACCGCGAAAAAUCCGAGUCGUCUAGCGCCAUGAACGGCGAGCAGGAAUAUUCGUCGAUGUACCACGAAGAGUAUAAUACCUCGGAUCGGCGCCGAUCGGUCACGUCCCAGGAAGUCGAGAACUUCUGCACGAAUGGCGACGGCAAAUACGUGAACACCGAGUCCGACGUGCCUGUCGCGACGAAAUCGUACUUGUUGUCGAUGAUUGCCUCGCAGGAGGACAUCCUGAAGACCAUCAAACACCUUCGCAACACGCCGGUCUUGGACAAUCUGUUGCACAGCGUCACGCCGGACUUUAAGUUGAACGAUAUUUGCGAGGACGAGGACGACGGUAAAAAACUUUACGAGAGCAACACUUAUUCAGGACCGAAGCUCGGCAGUGUUUGCACCCUGGCGAACUAUAACACGGCACCCCGCGGAUGGGAUCAGUCGUUGACCUACUACCGGCCGAUAAAAUUCGAGAAACCGCAGGAAGUUGUAUAUUCUGACUUUUAGGUGUAGCGUACUUAAUUAAAUCAAAGCGCUUGGUAUGUUUCUGACAGUGUAAAUAAUUUGUUUCUCUUUCAAUAAUCGUGUAAUUUAAAUGUACGUUGUUGGCUCAUGCGUUCGCACGUAUCUUCUGAAUUACGUUCUUACAUUGUUCAUCGAAUUGUCGUUCUCCUAUUUCUUGCGAAACUAUGGGAGACGUUUCCUGUACUAAUUAAAAGGUGCAUCGUAAUAAAAAGCAAAUAACAAC